Molecule: messenger RNA, 1496 nt
Organism: Astyanax mexicanus (Mexican tetra)
Lineage: Eukaryota; Metazoa; Chordata; Actinopteri; Characiformes; Acestrorhamphidae
Product: placenta-specific gene 8 protein-like
Exons: 4
Coding region: 88-546 (152 amino acids)
Source: RefSeq, a predicted model, not a curated record
GGAACGCAUAAGCCAGCAAUUACUAAUACAUACUGACAGAAGCCAAUACUGUGAUCAAGAUUUAAAGGACCUCAGCACCUGAAAAGCAUGGACAGAGAAAGCCCACCCCUGCUGUUGAGAGUGGUACGGUCUCAGCCUGGUCAAGUAGUUGAGGAGGAGCAGUGGAGCACUGGACUGUGUGAAUGCUAUGGAGAUAUGGGUGACUGUUGCUUUGCUCUCUGGUGUUUGCCUGUAUUUGCGUGUAAGACGAGCAGGGCCGCAGGAGGCUGUGUUUGCUUGCCUCUGCUAGACUGUGUGGGCUGUGUGCCUCCAGCCUCCCUCGCAAUGCGUGCAGCAGUGAGAGAGCGCUAUGGCAUAAAGGGCAAUGUGUUCAGUGAUUGUUUCUAUGGCUGGUGCUGUUAUCCUCUGUCCUGGUGUCAGAUCUCCAGAGAGAUAAAGAAGAGGACGGCCGCGCUGUCCAAAAAACAGUCUUCCUCACCUUUCUCUUUAAAAUCAAAAACCCGGAACACACCUCUUCUCUACCUGGAUCACGUCCACAUCAUUUAGAGUACAUGGAGGACAAAAGCACCUUUUACAGCAGCAAACAGCUGCUUUCAAGAGCCGGGACAAUCUUCAGUGCAAAGAGAGGGAGUGUUUUGUAUGAAGUGAAUUUUGUGCCAAAAGUUUUAUGCUAAAAAAUAAAAUCCACAGUCAAAACACAAAAAUGAAAGCAAAGACUGGAAAAAUACCUACUGAAAUCAUUUUCAAAUAACUGCAAAGAAUAAUAGUAAACACGUAUAUUUAAAUACGUAUUUGCUAUAUUUUUUUCUCUUUUGAUUCUUAACAUUUUGAUUGUAGGCUUUAUUUGAUUUUUUGCAUAAAAAAACCUUUGCCACUAAAUUCACUCCAUAGUUUUGUUACAUUAGUAACAAAAUAUUUGUAAAUGUGUGACUUUCUCAAAUCAGUUAAAAUUAGUGCAAUAUUAGCUCAAAUUCUGUUGUUUCUUUGUCCACUUUACUAAAGUGUUAUUUAGAAAAUAAGAGGGAGAUAAAGAGAUGUAAAUAGAAAAAGAGUGAGUGAGUGAGUGAGACAUAGGGAAAGAUAGGGAGUAAAAGAGUGAGUGAGUGAGUGAGUGAGUGAGACAUAGGGAAAGAUAGGGAGUAAAAGAGUGAGUGAGUGAGUGAGUGAGUGAGUGAGACAUAGGGAAAGAUAGGGAGUAAAAGAGUGAGUGAGUGAGUGAGUGAGUGAGUGAGUGAGUGAGACCUAGGGAAAGAUAGGGAGUAAAAGAGUGUAAAAGAGUGAGUGAGUGAGUGAGUGAGUGAGUGAGUGAGUGACACAUACGGAAAGAUAGGGAGUAAAAGAGUGUAAAAGAGUGAGUGAGUGAGUGAGUGAGACAGGGAAAGAUAGGGAGUAAAAGAGUGAGUGAAAGAGUACAUGAGCAAGUAAACAAAAAGAGAUAGAGAAUAAAAAAGAGUGAGUGAGUGAGAGAGACAUAGGGAAAGAUAGGGAGUAAAAGA